CCUCUCUGGGUUAUGGCUGGAACCCUCCUGGACUGGAUUUUAGUACCAGAGCUUCCAGAGGAGGGGACUACUUUGAAUCAAGUGCACCCCCCCAAGGGAUCCAUGCCCACAGAAGGACUCCCUGUGUGUAGCCCCCCACUGCAGCCCUGGGCUCCCACCACCCAGCUCUGGCUCUGGGACAUAAGAGGAUCAUUCUUGAGGACUGAGCUCAGGAUCCCUAAAAAGAAAGUUGGAAAAUAGCUGGAUAAACUUGAUUACGAUGAGGACCUAGGGCAUCUGCCUGCUGACCCUCUCGGCCUACAGUGACCAUGGCCCCCCGCAAGAGAAGCCGCCAUGGCCUGGGUUUCCUGUGCUGCUUUGGAGGCAGCAACCUUCCUGAGAUCAACCUCCGGGACAACCAUCCUCUGCAGUACAUGGAGUUUUCCAGCCCAAUCCCGAACCCAGAGGAGCUCAAUGUCCGCUUCGCAGAGCUGGUGGAUGAAUUGGAUCUCACGGACAAAAACCGGGAGGCUAUGUUUGCACUGCCCCCUGAGAAGAAAUGGCAGAUCUACUGCAGCAAGAAGAAGGAGCAGGAGGAUCCCAACAAGUUGGCCACCAGCUGGCCUGACUAUUACAUCGACCGCAUCAACUCCAUGGCUGCGAUGCAGAGUCUGUAUGCAUUUGAUGAGGAGGAGACAGAGAUGAGGAACCAAGUUGUGGAAGACCUGAAGACAGCUCUCCGGACACAGCCCAUGAGGUUUGUGACACGCUUCAUUGAACUGGAGGGCUUGACCUGUCUGUUGAAUUUCCUCCGGAGCAUGGACCACGCCACCUGUGAGAGCCGCAUACACACCUCCCUCAUUGGCUGCAUCAAGGCUCUGAUGAACAACUCCCAGGGGCGGGCGCAUGUGCUAGCGCAGCCGGAGGCCAUCAGCACCAUUGCCCAGAGCCUGCGCACAGAGAACAGCAAGACUAAGGUGGCAGUGCUGGAGAUCCUGGGUGCCGUGUGCCUGGUGCCUGGUGGCCACAAGAAAGUGCUGCAGGCCAUGCUGCACUACCAGGUGUACGCAGCGGAGCGAACGCGCUUUCAGACACUGCUAAACGAACUAGACCGAAGUUUGGGCCGAUACCGGGAUGAAGUGAACCUGAAAACAGCCAUUAUGUCCUUCAUCAACGCUGUCCUCAAUGCUGGAGCGGGAGAGGAUAAUCUGGAGUUCCGCCUACAUCUACGGUAUGAGUUCCUGAUGCUGGGAAUACAGCCUGUGAUUGACAAACUCCGGCAACAUGAGAAUGCCAUCCUGGACAAGCAUUUAGACUUCUUCGAGAUGGUCCGGAAUGAGGAUGAUCUGGAGCUAGCCAGGAGGUUUGACAUGGUCCACAUCGACACUAAGAGUGCCACCCAGAUGUUCGAGCUGAUCCACAGGAAGCUGAAGCACACCGAGGCUUAUCCCUGCCUGCUCUCUGUCCUGCACCACUGCCUGCAGAUGCCCUACAAACGGAACGGUGGCUACUUCCAGCAGUGGCAGCUCCUGGACCGCAUCCUCCAGCAGAUUGUCCUUCAGGAUGAGCGGGGCAUGGACCCUGACCUGGCUCCCUUGGAGAACUUCAAUGUCAAGAACAUCGUCAACAUGCUCAUCAAUGAGAAUGAAGUGAAACAGUGGCGUGAGCAGGCAGAGAAGGUCCGGAAAGAACACACGGAACUCGUGAGCCGGCUGGAGAGGAAGGAGCGGGAAUGUGAAACCAAGACGCUGGAGAAAGAAGAGAUGAUGCGGACGCUGAACAAAAUGAAGGACAAGCUGGCCCGAGAGUCCCAGGAGCUGCGCCAGGCUCGGGGACAAGUUGCAGAGCUGGUGGCCCAACUCAGUGAACUCUCAACAGGCCCUGUAUCUUCCCCGCCUCCCCCGGGGGGCCCACUCACCUUGUCUUCUUCGAUGACCACCAACGACCUGCCUCCACCCCCACCUCCUCUGCCCUUUGCCUGCUGCCCCCCUCCGCCACCACCACCCCUUCCUCCCGGGGGCCCCCCUACUCCUCCAGGUGCUCCACCUUGCCUGGGCAUGAGCCUGCCCCUCCCUCAGGACCCCUACCCCAGCAGUGAUGUCCCACUCAGGAAAAAGCGUGUCCCCCAGCCUUCCCACCCACUGAAGUCCUUCAACUGGGUCAAGCUGAAUGAGGAGCGUGUCCUUGGCACGGUAUGGAAUGAUAUUGAUGACAUGCAGGUAUUUCGGAUUCUGGACCUAGAGGAUUUUGAAAAAAUGUUUUCAGCAUAUCAGAGGCACCAGGAGCUGAUAACUAAUCCUUCUCAGCAGAAAGAGUUGGGCUCCACUGAGGACAUCUACCUGGCCUCCCGCAAGGUCAAAGAGCUGUCAGUCAUUGAUGGCCGGAGGGCCCAGAACUGCAUCAUUCUUCUCUCCAAGUUGAAGCUUUCUAACGAGGAGAUCCGGCAGGCUGUCUUGAAGAUGGAUGAGCAGGAGGACCUUGCUAAGGACAUGCUGGAGCAGCUCCUCAAGUUCAUCCCAGAGAAGAGUGACAUUGACCUUCUCGAGGAGCACAAGCACGAGAUUGAUCGGAUGGCCCGUGCUGACCGCUUCCUCUAUGAAAUGAGCAGGAUCGACCACUACCAGCAGCGAUUGCAGGCCCUCUUCUUCAAGAAGAAGUUCCAGGAGCGGCUGGCUGAGGCCAAGCCCAAAGUGGAAGCCAUCCUGCUGGCCUCCCGGGAGCUAAUCCGCAGCAAGCGUCUAAAGCAGAUGCUAGAGGUCGUUCUAGCCAUCGGCAACUUCAUGAACAAAGGGCAGCGUGGGGGUGCCUAUGGGUUCCGGGUGGCUAGCCUCAACAAGAUCGCCGACACCAAGUCCAGCAUCGACAGAAACAUCUCUCUGCUCCAUUACUUGAUCAUGAUUCUGGAGAAGCAUUUCCCUGACAUCCUGCACAUGCCUUCGGAGCUGCAGCAUCUUCCAGAAGCCGCCAAAGUCAACCUGGCAGAGCUGGAGAAGGAGGUGGGCAACCUCAAGAAGGGCCUGAGGGCAGUUGAGGUGGAGCUGGAAUAUCAGAGGCGCCAGGUGUGGGACUCUAACGACAAGUUUGUCCCAGUCAUGAGCGACUUCAUCACAGUAUCCAGUUUCAGUUUCUCAGAGCUGGAGGACCAGCUAAAUGAGGCCAGGGACAAGUUUGCCAAGGCCCUGAUGCACUUCGGGGAGCAUGAGAGCAAGAUGCAGCCAGACGAAUUCUUUGGAAUCUUUGAUACUUUCCUGCAGGCCUUCUCGGAGGCCCGACAGGACCUGGAGGCCAUGAGGAGGAGGAAGGAGGAGGAGGAGCGGCGGGCACGCAUGGAAGCCAUGCUGAAGGAGCAGAGGGAGCGCGAGCGGUGGCAGCGACAGCGGAAGGUCCUGGCUACGGGCAGUUCCCUGGAGGAGGGUGGCGAGUUCGAUGACCUGGUGUCGGCCCUACGCUCCGGGGAAGUCUUUGACAAGGACUUAAGCAAGCUCAAGCGCAGCCGCAAGCGGUCAGGGAGCCAGGCCCUGGAAGUCACCCGGGAGCGGGCAAUAAACAGGCUAAAUUAUUGACCUGGGGACUGGCCAUGCAGUAGGCCAGGAGAUAGGGACGGGCCGCUGGGGGAGACUGAGUGGAGGAGGCGGUGAUACUUAAACAAUUUGGUGCUCAUCUAGAGUCCUGGGCUGGAUCCUGGGGUGGGGGGCUGUGUGUGGCUGGACCAGGUUUCUCCCCACACUUACUUUAAGGGGCUCCUCUCCUCUCCCCUCUGUAUGAUUCCUUCUGUAUCUCAGCCCCACCCCCCUGCCCCAGGGCCAUUCUCUGAGUCUGGCUUGGAUAUUCCUGGCAGGUCUCUGGCCAGGUAACCCCAGACUGAAGGGCCCUGCUUCCCAUUCCCCACCUUGGGUAUCCAAUCACGUGUUGGCACAGAGCUAUUCCAGAUACAGAUUGGAGAGGUCCUUGGACCAUGUGCAGGGGGAAUUAAUGCCAGGGGGGACCACCUGAGAGCCAGGGUGAGGGAAUCCAGACUCCCAUGUCUCGAGGAAAGGCUCAAUAGAACAUUGAUCUGGGGGUGAACUUUCCUCUUGGAUGGAAACAAGAGACAUUACAUAUUUUAGCUAGAUCAGCUCUGGAAGGUUCCAGAAAAAAAUGUUGGAAAGAUGAUGCAGGGACCAAAGCUACCAGGACAGAGUAGCAGUGCCUGUUUCCUAUGUCAUAAGUCCUUUGGCCUCUCUCUGGCAUGUUCUCAGUGUCCUUCCCUUCCUUUCCUACCCCCACCUCCAUCCUAUCUACUAAUUCACAACCCAGAAAACUCACCUGUGGGUUCUCACGCUCACUACCAGGUACUUGAUGAAUCUGGUAAGGGAAGGGGUUCAAGAAAGACCUCAUUCAUUACCACACCUCAUGCCUUGGACACAUCCCUAUGGGCAUACCCCAUGUCCCCACCUCCCUGUACAAUCUGGCCAUUGUUGUAAAGCCAGACAGUGACCUCACGUGUUACCUAGGGGUUCCCUAGAGCCCCUCACCAGAGGGCGGCACUUGGAAGCCUGGCUCCGCUCAAUAGCUCCUUAGUUGACCACUUCAUAUAAAUCACUCAGCCCCCCUCCCCCAAGCCACAGUGGCCUCUGCUCUGUCCAGCAUGUGGGAGGCCACUUGGAACCAAGCAUCCUAGCUGAGGCUGGUGCUGGGGAGUCGGUUCCUGGGGGAGUCCCGAGGCCCAGAGCUGCCCUCCACACUGACAUGUCUUCUCAAAGGAUGUUCCCUCCUUUGGGGUAUCCAGACAAGGCCAUCAGAAGAGCAGGCAAGAGAAAUUGGGGAGAUGGGGAUGGAGGGGUAGAACAACUUCCUUGGGGAAGUGCUCUGCCUGAAGGAGCCAAGAGGAGGGCUGGGGGGGGGUCCCAUCCCCCAUAUCUGAUACCUAAUUUGCUUCUUCAACCUGACUUGCAAGGGGCCCAUUCUGGUCCUCCCAGCUACUCCCCUUCUAUUUUGUCCAUCUUGAGCUGUUCUUGGUGGAUGGGACGGCUUUAUCUAGAUAAGAAUUUCUUCUAAAGGAGGAGGGUGAAGUCAACUCCAUCAAGGCUCUUAUUUUCAGCAACCACUCAGAGUUGACCUCCCAUCCUCUGUGAGACAGUGCUGUCUGACCCCACCAACCAGCUCCUGGCCUUUCUGCCCUCUGCCCUCCCCUUUGUGUUUCUCACCUUUCAAGCUAAUCCCCGGCUCAGGGUUAUUGCCAGUGGACAGUCUGGUGGGCUGGGCCCACUCUCUGCUGUCUAUCUUCUGCCUUUUGUCUACAUCAGAUUCUUGGGGGGGGGGGUGGAACCAUAGUAGCUGCAAGGGAAGAAACACAGGGUUGGUGAGCCCAGCAUGUGCGUUGGUUCGAGGAGUGGGCCGGGUGUGUGUUCUGGUGGGAGGGAUCUGAGCAAGUGCAAGCCUGGGCCAGCACAAGUGUGAAGAGGACAUCCUAGAACCCACAGGAGGGCAAGAUGAAGGCUUCCAGGAAGAGCAACUGCAGAGUCUUACUAUACCUAUCUGCAGCCCCAAGGUACCCCACUGUAAGAUGCAGGUGUUGGGAUGAUGGAGAGGUUGCAGGUAAGGCCUCUUAAGGUCUUUUCCCAAACCGGCUGGGCUGAGGUCAACCUAACCCCCAAGAGGCCAGGAACAGGGGAAGGCUCCAUAAGCAUGUCCAACUCCUGGCAUUCCCACCCACCAUGGAAGACUGCAUAUGUACCUGGAAAGUCAAGGAAUAUGGAAGCUGUUCAAGACACAUUCAAUCCUCAGAAAAGCAGAGCUUGGUUUAACUGUUUACAGAGGACACAAAUGUUGUUUCAGAGCCCAACCUUCUCACCCCAAAAGAUAUUUCUUCUCUAUUUAUUAUUUUCUGGAUCUGGCCAGUGGCUCUGGUACUAGGCGCCAUGUAACUAGAUCUCCAACAGUGCCUUGGACCAUGGAUCAUGGUGGCCAACUGGGGCCCAAUGGGGGUGGCUGGGCUGGUCCUUGAAAUGUUCAGUGUUUCAGUUUAUUAAUACAUUCCUCAGUCUUGCUUUCCCCAUGUCCUUCAUACUUCUCCUGCCACCCUUGGAUAAAUUUCUCUCUAAUUUUAUGACCAAUGUACAACUCCUCAACCUAAUGCAACCUCUUCCCUUCUCAGCAGCAGCACUUACUCCCCCAUGAUGGAAAGCAUUUAGGGCAGUGGGAGGAGAAGAUUCUCCAGGUGGGUGGGGAAGGGUCUGGUCCAGCCUUUCCCCACCCCAUCCCAUUUCCACCAGCUGGGGAGCUGCACCAUCUCCCCCCACCUCUACCAGGGAUGCCUUCAUGCCAAGGCUGUUCUCACCAGCUGCCUCAGAUGACAAGUGAGGCUCAUGGACAAAAUCUGCAGUGUCCUUUUCACUUGCACCUUUUUUUUAUAAGAAUAUAUUAUAAUACUAAAAAAUAUUAAAUCUGUACCAUCCCUACCCAA
Carlito syrichta (Philippine tarsier) is the source of this 6424-nucleotide messenger RNA. RefSeq names its product dishevelled associated activator of morphogenesis 2 (gene DAAM2). Lineage: Eukaryota; Metazoa; Chordata; Mammalia; Primates; Tarsiidae. Gene Ontology annotation, molecular function: actin binding; small GTPase binding. The record is from RefSeq and is a predicted model, not a curated record. The transcript has 26 exons. The coding region runs from base 309 to 3542 and encodes 1077 amino acids. Gene Ontology annotation, biological process: actin cytoskeleton organization; regulation of non-canonical Wnt signaling pathway; positive regulation of canonical Wnt signaling pathway.